AUGUCUAGUAUUUAAGAUAUUUAAGGGUAGCCUGUAAUUGAUGAAAAAGCCAUACUAUAAAUGAUCGAUACUGUUUUAUCUUAACUUUAUUAGUUUUAGGAAUAAAAAAAUCAUAAUAUGAAGGUUUUGAUUUUAGUAGGAGUGACUGGCUCAGGGAAAAGUACAAUAUUCAAUCUCCUUGGUGGGGCUAAAUUUAAAUUGAUAGAAAGUGAAGAUGGAGUAGAAGAAUUAGAAUUAGAAGAGAUUUCCUAAGAAUUCUCAGUUAUGAAAGGAGGAAUGCAAUCUGUGACUAAAUAACCUAAGUACUAUUUUAACGAAGAAUUUAAUCAUUUGCUAAUUGAUUUUCCUGGAUUUUAAGAUACCAAUGGGGAAUUCGAUCAAAUUAUGAUAUAGAUGUUAUUUUAUAAAAUAUCCACUCAAUCAAAAGUUAAGAUAUUGUACGUAAUAAGACACCCUGAGCUAGAAUUUUAGGAUAGAGGUACAAAUUUGUAAGAGUUUGUAAGAGCGACAUUUAAAGAGCAAAGUAUUGGAAUUGAAAAUUUAACUUUACUACUAAAUGCUUUUAAUGAAGAAUAUUAUUCUGAUGAAGAAGUUAAAACAUCAGCAACUGAAUAAAUAUGUCAAUUAUACAAUACUAAUAAUAGUUUGAAUAUUAUAGUCCUUAGAAAAAUCAAUUCAGAGGAUGAUAUAGUGAAGUAAUUUUCUGAUGAAAAUAGAAGAAAAAUAUGGGAAGGCAUAAUUAAAUCAGAAGAAAUAAAAUUAUAACCAAUAGAAAUUCUACAUACAGAAAAAAUUAGCGCUUAUUUGAGUGAAAAAAGCUUCAAAUGUAUAGAAAAAGUGUGGUUAUAGGUUUAAUCAAAAUUAGCUUAAAAUUUAUAAAAAGCAUAAUAAAAUGAUUUAUCAAGACUAUAGAAAUUAAGAUCUAUGUUUGAAGAUCUAACCAAAAUAAAAAAAACUGACUAUGUAGAAUCGUUUGAAAAAUUUGUAUUUUCUUUAGGCAUUAUUGCUUAACAAUUAUGUUGUUCAUAAGAAGUAAAAUAUAAAAGAGAAGAAUUUUUAAAGAUUUAUUAAUUUUUUUAAUAAUUUUCAGAUUUAAUUAAUGGGUACUCUGAAUGCUAGAAACAUUCUAAUUUUGCUCGAGAUUUAUAAAAUGAUAUGAUAAGGAUGAUUGAAAAUAAAAUUGACUUCCUAAAAGAAGUUUAAAAAGUUGAAAAUACAACUGUGGAGAAGAAUUAGGAAAUAAAUCUUAAAAAUAAAGCCUUAUUAAGAGCAGAAUAUUCAAGAAAAUUGAAAAAACAAUACUAAUAAUAAUUAAGAUAAUUGGAAGCAGAAACUAAAUAGUUGAAAUAGGAGGUUAUUUCAUAAAGAUAUGAAAAAUAUGAAUUAGAAAAUAAAACUGCUUUAAUAUAAACUCAAUAUUAUAAAUUUAAAUAACAAAGCGAAUAAGAUUAAAGAAAUCUAGAUUAGAGAAUUUAGCAAGAAAGGAAUACUUAAUAUUAAAUAUAGAGAAUCUUCUAACAAAAACAAGAAGAACUAAACGACCUAAAAAAAAGGCAGUAAUAGCAAUUAAAUGCAAUUUAAGCUGCGCUAUAAGAAUAAGAAUAAAAGAAGAGAGGAAUAAUGAAUCAAAUAUCUUCACUUAAGAAGGUCUAAAAGAAAUUCGAAGUUAUAAUUCAAGCCUAACAAGCCAAGUAGAAUAUAGAUAGAAGGAAAUAAACUAAUUAAAAACUACCGUAAUUGCUCAUUCAUAUGACAGUGGUGGUGGAUGCCAACUGA
This is a messenger RNA of Paramecium tetraurelia, 1776 nucleotides long. RefSeq lists its product as uncharacterized. The transcript has 2 exons. NCBI's taxonomy places the organism in Eukaryota, Ciliophora, Oligohymenophorea, Peniculida, Parameciidae. The record is from RefSeq and is a predicted model, not a curated record.